Molecule: messenger RNA, 5364 nt
Organism: Portunus trituberculatus (swimming crab)
Lineage: Eukaryota; Metazoa; Arthropoda; Malacostraca; Decapoda; Portunidae
Exons: 17
Coding region: 218-2488 (756 amino acids)
Source: RefSeq, a predicted model, not a curated record
CCGCGUUAGAUUGACUGCGUCGUGUCGAGUGUUUGAAAUUCCUCUCGUAAAAAGCUACAAUUAGACUAAAGCAAAACAAAAGAAGAAAAAAAAAAAACGAGUAGUGCCCUGGGGGAAGGUAUAAAAGUGCAGAAUAUCAACGUGAAGUAACUGCAACGGGCAAAUUUCCAUCGAUAUAGUGGUAUUGUUGCCUUCUAAAUUAUCAUUCUUGCAGGAAAUGGUUGAUGUGAAAUGGGCAUUGGUGGUGGCGGUGGCGGUGGUGAUGAUGGUACAGGUGGCAGGAUUAACGGAAUAUUGUACUUAUCAAGAUGAUGUUUCCAACCCACCAUCAAAGCCUGACGUGGCCCUGCAAUACACCGCCAAGACAGAAUAUGUGCAGGAUGCGACGGGAAUUGGCGGGGUGAACAUCACUCUAGUUUUGUAUGAUGAGUGGGUCUAUGAUGCUCCGAGGAACCGAAUUGCUCUUCGCAGGUAUAACAAACAUGCCAAGAAACUUCACCUCAUGGACUGGAACACCAAACAGAUGCUUAUCAUGAAGGCGUCAAAGGAAGCGGGCAGAUUUGAGGACUGCAUUGUGAAUCCCAUAAGCGAAGCCUUGGUGUACUUCCCUGCGAUCUACGGGACUGGUGCUGAACUGUCCCCUGCGCACAUUCCUGACCCCGGCGUGCCUCUGGGUAUCUUCAACUGGACCAUCGCAAAGUACAAAGGGAACUACGGCAGGCGCUCCAUUUCAAGUUACCGUUGGGAGUGGUGCGGACUGACGGAAUACGAGGCAGAGAUGGGCACAGAUAAGAUAUCCAUGGCUACUUUCUGGAGUGUUCCCGGAUGGAAGCUACCCAUACCCACUCAUGAGAACCUGUCAGUGCCCCUGGGUUGGGAGAUAAUCAAGUGGGGCAAGGACGUUAAUGACUUCCAUUCCACAACAAGCACCAAUAUUAUGUCUUUCGAGCCGGAUCUUGUUGACGAGUCGGCCUUCUUGAUCCCCGAUGAUGUGUACUGUCCCUACAUGAUACCCAAAGCAGACCACUCGUUCCCAGACCACUCCGACCAACACUUCUUUUCCUUCAGCCUGGAAUUCAGAGAGAUGGACUCCAAAACCUUCAACUGGGCUGACGCUUGGUAUGACUUCUCCAAGAAACUGUACCGUGUGGAUCAUGAUGUGGCUCUACCAGAUGGCAGCACCCGCGCCUCCACGGCAAGCACCAACACCACCACCACCACCAUGCUACUAGAUUACAACGACGGCGUGGCUUUCGAGCUUGCACCAGGAUCUUCUGAGGAGUGUCAUGUCUACUUGAUAAGCGGAGCCCCUGAUGACUGGUCUGAUCUGACGGGCUUGACUCAUCUCUGGGGCGAUACUCCAAACGCCUUCUUCGGGACUGACCUCACCAACUACUCUUACUACGGCCCGGGGGUGGACCGCUUCAUGGAGACCGAUGGCUGGCGGGGACUGAGAUCAGACUGGCCGCCCAAUGCAGUGGAGACUAACCACAGUGGCAUGUUGUGGCAAUGGGACUUCACUAACAAAAAUGUCACUGUUAUAACAGAUUUCGGAAACCACAUUUUUGUAGAGAAAGCAGUGCCUGUCGGAGUGCGCAUCACCGCCCAGAAGGCAAUCAACACGACGGAGGGAGUAAUACCAAAGGGCUACUCCAUCAUGUACUCCUUGUAUGACUUCGAGGUCUCGCCUGUGGGUAAGAGUGUGGAGUUCGAUGGUGUGAGGACCUUCGAUGCUUACCAGUGUUUCUCCGCCAAUUGGAGAGACAACCUAAGAUUCAAACUGGACGUGUCCUCAUGGCCUGAGGUGAUUAACAAGACCCUGCUCACCUCCGUCUACCUUAAUGAGUACUGGCAGGUCACCUUGGCGAACCAUGGAAAGGUGUCACCGUUCAGGAUUACUCGGGUACAGACUAUUGUCGAGGAAACAAGCGAAGUAUGGGUGGAAUUUACCUUGCUGUACCGUCAUUGGCAAAUCGGCCAGCUCAACUCAACAAUCUUCAGAAACAUGACGACUGGAGCAAAGGCGAGGACUUAUCUGACGUCAGCGGUGAACAACGGUGACAUCCAGUACGUGGGAGAAAAACCGAAUGAAGCGCUCUUCGAGCUCAAGGCAGUACCUGGUUCACUCACUGUAGUUGCUGAGCCGAACUGCACCACCACCACCAGCACCAGCACCAGCACCAGCACCACUAGCACCACCACAACCACCGUCGCCACUGCCUCUACGCCCACUACCAAGCCUGGCCACACGACGACCCCGCACCACAAAACCACACCCACAACAACCCCUGCAAAUGUUGAGACGACUACUACACCGGGAGGAGACGGUGGUGGUGGUGGUGGACAGACGCUGUACACUCCAGGAGAUCUCGCAGGGCUUGGAAUCGGCAUGUUACUGAUGGGGUUUGCCUUCGGCGCCGGCGGCACCUUCCUAGUGGUGGUGAAGGGCGUGCACCACACCAUCCUAGGCCUGUGCUCCAAGGAAUGAGAGCUGCUGGUGAAAGGCCUGUGCACGGGGCAGUGAGAGGCGGGUAGGAAGGGACCAGAAAGUUAAUUAAGGUUUUAUUUUUUAAACACCUCUGCCCCGCACCUCCGCACCUCCACUACAUUCAUAAGGCUCAAAAUGACACAGGUUUCUGAGAUUAUUCUAACGGUUUUAGUGGCAGAUUAACAGAAUUUCUACAUUAUUAAUAGGAAAGAAGAUAUAUUACAUUGUUAAUCUCUUCAGUAAUGGGACGUAUUUUCAUAUUCAUUCUACCAGCUAUUUUGGCGAUUUUAUACAGCUUCAGGUACUUAUGUGGGGAUCAAAAUAAUGAAGACUGUGGCCAUUCAUCUUUUGACCUCCAUACACCCUUCGUAUGGUCAAUAAAAUCGUCUAAUUAUAUCCAGAACUCAAAAGUAAAAAUGCGUCCCAGUACUGAAGGGGUUAAGAGUAAAGAUAUUACUAAGAACCCGGUUAAUCAUAUCAACGUCCUUUAUGAAUAACGGAGAUGAGGUUGUUCAGGUUCUUAAGGAUGAUUUUUCUUCUUUUUUUUUUUCACGGCAGAUGAACAAGUUUUCUACACCGUUAAGAUGAAAGGCACUUAAAAACCUUGCUAAUUUUCUGUGGCCUUUAGAAAUAUUGAAGAUGAGGUUGCUGGAGUUCUCAUUUUAUUAUUAUUAUUUUUCUUUUACUGUUGAACUGGCAGAUAAGCGACAUCUCUACAUCAAUAAGAGGAAUGACUCCUGGCAAAUCAUCUCUGUGGCCUUUGAAGGUAGUGGAGGUGAUGGAGCAAAGCGUUUCAGAACACGAGCCUGAGUGAAGCUGUGUUGUAAGGGUGAGAUCAGAACGAGGUGUUUGGGAUUCAAAGCAUGUGAUGAGACAGGAGGUUAAGAUUCGUACGAAGAAGAGAAUGUUGAAGUAAAAAUGUCUUACUGUUACUACCACCAUUCAGUAAUACCCUUUCUUUUUCUUCCCUUCUCUUCCCUUACCUUCUUCCCUUCCCCUUCUCCUCCUUUCCAUUUCCUUCUCUUUUCCUUUCUCUUACCUUCACUUCAUUUCCUUUUCUUUCCGUUCCUCUCUCUUCCUAUCACAUUUCUUCUCUUUCCUCUCUUCUCUCUUUUCUUUUCUUUUCUCUUCGCUUCUCUUCUCUCUUCUUCUUUCUUUUUCUUUCCCUCUCUUCCAUUCCUUUCCCUUUCCCUCCUUUCACUUCCAUUCCCUCAAUUCCUUCAUUCCCUUCUCUUUUCUUCCCUUCCCUACUUUUCGCUUCAUGCAUUUCACAUUCUCUUUCCCUUCCACUGCCUUACUUUCUCUUCCUUUUCCUUUCCCUUUGUUUACAUUCCAUUCUCUUUCCGUCUCUUCUCUUCCCUUCCCUUCCCUCCUCUCCCUUUUCUUCUUCUUCAAUUCCCCGUCCUUCACCUGUCUCCUUUCCUUUCCCAGCUCUUUCUUAGCUUACCUUACUUUUUCCUUAAUUUCUCUUACUUUUUUUCUUUCCUUCCCUUCGUACUCUCUCCCCUGAACAAGCGUGCUUUCGUGGAAUUCUGAGAGAUAAACAGUGAUCGGGUGAUUAAGGAAAUGAGGUAAUUGCUCCGUGCAGUGAAGUUAAAGUCAGUAAUUAUCAUGAGGUAGAGUGCUGGAAGUUUGGAACCCUUCAGGACGCACGGAGAGAGGCGUCGUGCAAUUCAGCUUAAGAAACAAGAAGGUAUAUUGUUAAAAAUGAGAGUUUGUUUGGCUUUUCAAAUAUGGUGGCUUAUGAAACGUAAAUAUGAGUUAAGAUUCAUGAGAAGAAAUGGGUAAGUGAAUAGAUAUAGAGUUGGAUGAAGAAAGAAUCACGUGAAGAGUAUAAAUUUCAGAUGGAAAAAGAGUAUGAAAAUUAUGUGAUUUCUUGGUAAAAAAAAAAAAAACGAGUUAAAGUUAUGAAAUAUGAUAAAAAAAGAUAAAAGUGUGAUUUUUUGGUAGAAUAAAAAGUAUGAAGAAAAGUCAAGCAAGAGUUAAAUAUGAAAAAUAGAAAGAAAGAGAGAAAGAAAGAAAGGAAAAAAAGAAAGAAAGCUACAUAUACUGAUAAAGAAUGAAUAAAGUAAAGGAAAACAAGAAUUAAACCUGUAAAACACUAUAGAACGGAGAUAAAAAAAAAAUAAAAGUUUGACGUCUGUGAUUUCUCGGUAAAACAAACCAACUAACAAAAAAUUAAGGAAAAAAUAUCAAUCAGAAGUAAAAGAUGCAAAGAAAAAUAAAAGAAAGGAACAUAUACACUGAGAAGGAGUAAACAGAGUAGAGGUUACCGUCAUAAUUCCACAUCCCAUUAUCGAACAUUCCUCCUGCUAUCGAGUCCAAGCGUUGUCUUCGUGAGUGAUGGCAAUAAAACAGUGUGGCUUGUAACGAAAACAGUCCAGUAACAAAACAUACCACUAAUAUGCAUACAUGAUUUUGUACGGAUCCCUGUGUGUUUGUGUAUGUUGUGUAUGUGUUUGUUUAUGUAGGAGUGUUUUUUUUUUUUGUAUAUAUGUGUGUUUGUGUAUGUGUGUGUGUGUUUGUGUAUGUGUGUGUGUUUGUUUAUGUAAGAGUGUUUCUUUUUUUUAUGAAGGGAAAACAGCCAGCCAAGGACAGAAAAAAGAAAAGAUUAGAAAAAAGGCCCACUUGAGUGUUGUCUAAGAGGGAAAAGGUAUAAAGAGUGUAAGUUCUCAAAGAAAAUAUGCCAAAAAAAUGCCAAAAAAAAAAAUUAUAUAACCAAAAGAAUCGUGUGCCUGUAUCUGUAUGUAAUCUUCCAGAGUGUAAUUAUUUAUGAUAUGCAGAUUACCCUUGUUUAUGAUUACUUAUCCUCCGGUUAUGCUUAUUUUUGGUUGUUUAUUGUUAAUGUUCUAACGAAUAAAAGAAUUGUGUGUGUA